AUGAAUUAUAAAUGCGACAUCAACGUAUUUGACCUAAUCGACAAUUACCGCAUCAUCAAGCCCAUAGGUGAUGGCGGAUUUGCAUAUGUCUUUUUUGUUAGAGAUGAAUCAACAAAUAGAGCGUAUGCAAUGAAGAUAUCAAAGGAUCCUAUGCACAAUCAAGUCAUAGAUUUAGAAAGAGAUGUGAUGGAAGAAAUAACGGGUAAUUCGUGUUUUCCUGUUUUAGUUAAAUCAGGAUAUUAUAGAAAAAAUAUGUACAUUAUCAUGGAGCUCUUAGGUAUGAAUUUAGCAUCAAUAAGAAAAUUACUUGAUGGAAAGAAGUUUUCUUUAUACACAUCUUUAGUCGUCGCUUCACAAACCAUAAAUAUUCUUGAAAUUUUUCAUAACAAAGGAUUUGUGCACCGAGAUGUCAAACCAUCAAACUUCCUAGUGAAACAGAAAAAUGUUUCCGAGCUAUGUUUAAUAGAUUUCGGUCUCAGCAAAAGAUAUAUCGAUCCUAACACUGGCAAACCGCACCCAAAAUCAGAUAAAGUACGAUUUGUUGGUACUUCUAGAUAUGCAUCAAUAAAUGCAUUGAAGGAUAACGAUGUUAGCGUUUGCGAUGAUCUUAUUUCCUGGUUUUACAUGAUUGUUGAACAAUAUGUAGGCCAGUUGCCAUGGUCAUCAAUUACAGACAAAGAGUUAAUACUAGCAAUGAAAAUAAGAACUCCAGUUGAGGAAUUAUGUAGUGAUCUACCACAGGAAAUGAUUAAUAUCUACAAAUACCUCGAAACAUUACAGUAUGAUGAUGUAGUCGAUUAUACAUUUAUCCAUUCCCAAAUUUUAGAAGCAAUUAAAAAUCUUAAUGAAUCUAACUCAAAACUUCUCGAUUGGGAACAAAAUCCUGCAAUUACAGCUUCUAUAAUCGGAGCACCACUUAAAAGGCUACUAAGUGAUACUUUGGAGGGAAAAUCUCCUGAAGAAGUUGAUGUGGAAAAUUCUCCAUCAAAACCGCCACCAAAACCUCCUGUUAGAGGAAUUGAACGAGAGUUACUUAACGCAGAUGACGUAAAUGAUACAAUUAACGAUAUUAAUAACCAAACUCCGAUUUUAAUGACAGAUCAGGCAGAAACUGGCUGUUGCUGUUGUUCCUGCUAUGCAUGGAGAAUACUUUUCCACAGAAAACGAUGA
Messenger RNA from Trichomonas vaginalis G3, 1170 nucleotides. RefSeq names its product protein kinase protein. The coding region runs from base 1 to 1170 and encodes 389 amino acids. Lineage: Eukaryota; Parabasalia; Trichomonadida; Trichomonadidae. Gene Ontology annotation, cellular component: cytoplasm; nucleus. The record is from RefSeq and is a predicted model, not a curated record. The transcript has a single exon. Gene Ontology annotation, molecular function: ATP binding; protein serine/threonine kinase activity. Gene Ontology annotation, biological process: peptidyl-serine phosphorylation; endocytosis; signal transduction.